Mollisia scopiformis is the source of this 1277-nucleotide messenger RNA. Its product is annotated as short chain dehydrogenase/reductase-like protein. The transcript is spliced from 4 exons. NCBI's taxonomy places the organism in Eukaryota, Fungi, Ascomycota, Leotiomycetes, Helotiales, Mollisiaceae. Bases 264 to 1124 code for a protein of 286 amino acids. Gene Ontology annotation, cellular component: lipid droplet; endoplasmic reticulum. Gene Ontology annotation, molecular function: acylglycerone-phosphate reductase (NADP+) activity; triacylglycerol lipase activity. The record is from RefSeq and is a predicted model, not a curated record. Gene Ontology annotation, biological process: phosphatidic acid biosynthetic process; triglyceride catabolic process.
AAUAGCUUAUAUGAUGUAAAAUUCUUAUAUUGUUUAUCAGAUUUUGUGUUAGAAAUAUUGCAAAUUCCCCAAACUUAGUUCACUUCGCCAAAUCGGCACCUUAUUUCCCCGACUGAGAGCUAGGGUUGGAUUAUUGACGCCGAUAAGGCUAUACCUCGGCACAGCCUGAGACAUAUCCAACCACAACGACGACCCUUCUCUUACUUCCUACAAACAUCUUCUUGAUCUCAUCCACGGAGUAACUUCGCAUUGGAACUAGCAAUAUGACAGAACUCACGAAAAAGAGCGUUCUAAUUACAGGAUGCUCACCAGGCGGCAUUGGCCAUGCUCUAGCCCUCGAAUUCCACUCAAAAGGACUACACGUCAUAGCCACAGCCCGAGACAAAGUCGUGUUAAAAGACCUCGAGGAUCUCGGGAUGACAAUCCUAAGCCUGGACGUCACGAGCAAAGCCAGUACCCUCGAAGCGAAAAUGGCCGUUGAGAAACUGACAGGCGGAGGACUAGAUAUUCUAGUCAACAAUGCAGGACGUAACUGCACGAUGCCCGCCCUAGACGUAGACGUCACCGACGCACGCGCCUGUUUCGAAACAAACCUCUUCUCCAUAAUCCAGCUAACGCAAACUUUCACUCCCCUCCUCAUCGCCUCCAAAGGCCUAAUCCUAAACAUCGGAUCCAUAGCCGCCAUCGUACCAUAUGUUUUUGGCUCCGUGUACAACGCUUCCAAAGCAGCGCUGCACGCGUUCUCGAAUACGCUGAGAUUAGAGCUAGAACCGUUCGAUGUCAGGGUCCUGGUCGUGGUCACGGGGGGAGUCAAGAGUCGCAUUGCAAGGACGGAGAGGGUGUUGCCGGAGGGGAGUCUGUAUGUGGAUAUUGAGGAUAGUUUUCAGAGGCGCGUGAAGCAUAGUCAGGAGGGGGCGAUGCCGGCGGAGGUUUAUGCCAGGGGGGUCGUGAGGGAGGCGUUGAAGGGAAGAACGAAGAAGCAGGUUUGGAGGGGGAAUAAGAGUGGGCUCGUUUGGUGGGUGUGGAAUUUUCUUGGGGGUUGGGUUUUUGAUUUGGUCGUGCCGGGGAUGUUUGGGUUGGAUCGGUUGAGGAGGAUUGUCAAGGAGAGGGUGGUGGGCAAGUAAAAUUCAUGGGGUGAUUUUUGUGGUGAGGAAGUGAGAGCUUGAGGAACCAUACUGCGGAGAGAACAAGUUGACGAGAAUUGGCGGUUUACAAGAUAGAUUCACAUUGCUGAUCUGUACGCUAUAGCUAAUGCAAAGCAAAAUAAAUGUUGUAUC